This is a messenger RNA of Vespula pensylvanica (western yellowjacket), 3612 nucleotides long. RefSeq lists its product as uncharacterized. Gene Ontology annotation, molecular function: protein binding. Bases 611 to 3328 code for a protein of 905 amino acids. The transcript is spliced from 3 exons. The record is from RefSeq and is a predicted model, not a curated record. NCBI's taxonomy places the organism in Eukaryota, Metazoa, Arthropoda, Insecta, Hymenoptera, Vespidae.
UAAAUCGUAGUUCAGUUUAAAUUUUAGAAGAAAAUCGUUUGAAUUGAGAAUAUUAUUGGUAUGUGUAAAAACGUUUCGUAAUUCGUAUCACCCAGAAUUCUUUUGAAAUUCUAAGCAAAGUAAUUAAUUUCAUUACCAGUGAAAUAGAGCUGUAUUAUUACCGAUUAAUUUAACUAAUGAUAAAACAUAAUUCUAUUACAAGUAGUAAAAUUCAACUAAUGAUUAAGUGUGAUUGAUAACGAGAGGUGUUAGUUUAUUAUAAUAAAAAUCGAAAAAGUCGAGUAGAACGAGAUAUCCGCCAUUUGCAAGUUAAGUCUAACUAUUGAUUUCGUAUGGUUUUAAAGAAGUUAGUACCGUUCUGUGUGAAUAUAUUUUAUUUUAAGUUGAAAUAUAUUUAAAUCAGUAACUAAAUUCUGAAUUAUUAAAAAAUAAUCUCCUAUAAGUGAAACACGAUAUAAAACAAUAACAGAACAGAUUAUUUGGCUAUCAUAUUUUGAUGUCAAUAUACCAUUAUGAUUUAUAUUUAUAACUAAUAAUUUUUCAAAACUGUGUAAAAUAAAUUAUAUAUCAAGUUAAAUUUUAAUAUGAAAUAAUUCUAUGGCUAUAAAAAAUGAUGGAAGUGUACCCUACUUUACCAAAAUUUAUGGUGCAAGAAUGCCCGGAUGAAGAUGAUUUGACAGAUAUCGAUGAUGAAGUAUUUAUUAGAGAUGGGAAAAAUGGAGGAUUAAAAUUAGAUGAGGAUGGUGGAGUUAAACGGCCUUUAAUGGCACCACGUAAAAAAUAUAGAAAAUUGUGUAAAGUUGGAGUCAAUAGAUUCUUUUAUAAUACAAUUUUUAUAUCUAUUUGUUAUUGGUUCAUAGCAUUAAUAAUUCUAUUAUCCUUAAUUGCCCUUUGUAUGUAUGCUGCUAAUAUAUUUCCAUUGUCAUUUGCUACGUUUAAAAAAUGGAUAUCUCAUGAAUUAAAAUCUUCAAUAAGCAAAAUACAUAUAAUUCCAUGUACAUCAUUAUCAUCAAAGAUAAUAUGGAAAAGAACAAUAUCAAAAUUUACUUCAGAAGCUCCUUUAAGAAGCAAUGAUGUUAAUAAAGAUGGAAUUGAAGACAUUAUUAUUGGAUUCAGUACAGGUUUAAAUACAGAAAAUACUCCAGAAUGCUAUAAUUAUUUUGAAAAUCAAGUACCUUGUUUGGGUGGAAUAUUAGCAUUAGAUGGCCAAACAGGAAAUACACUUUGGAUUCAUUGGACUGUUUAUGCAAUUUUUUCAAUGGAUUGUGGACUGGAUAUAACAAAUGAUAAAAUUAAUGAUUGCAUUGCUUCAGGAGAAGGUGGAAUGCUUUAUGCAAUUAAUGGAAAAGAUGGAUUCAUUAUAUGGAAAAUAUCAAAUGAAGAACUAUCAUCAUCUGAGCAUUUAACAAUGUUUCAUAUAUAUAAUGCAAAAUUUAUACCUGAUAUUGAUGGGGAUGGUAUUGGUGAUGUUAUUGCAACAGGCACUAUUCAAUCUGACUUAUCACGUAGCAGCAGAAUUCUUAUUAUAUCAGCAAAAAAAGGACAUAUUCUACAUACCAUUAAUACCCCAAACAUAGAAUUAUUUUCUACUCCACAGACAAUUGUACAUCCAGAUGGUGAAAAUAUAUUUGUUUUAACUGCAAAUAAUCAAAUGCAAUCUGGUGCAUUGUAUAUAGCAUCUAGUACUAAUUUUAUGUAUGGCAAUUUAAAACUAAAGGAAUUGCACCAUAGUUCUGGUAAGGCAGCACUGUUACCUCCUGUUUUGGCAGACAUAACAAUGGAUGGAAUAGUAGACAUCAUUGCAUCUAUGUUUGAUUCUACUAUUAUAGCUUAUGAUGGAUUAACUUUUAACCCAAUAUGGAAUUACACUGUUCCUAAUUCUGAAAUACUAAGCAGUCCAAUACCUGGUUAUUACAAUGAUGAUGACAUACCAGAUUUUAUGGUAAAACAUAAAGUAGAAUCAGCAUUUCCUAAGUAUUAUUAUACUAUCUCUAUGAUCAUUGAUGGACAAACUGGACAACCUUUAUUAGAGAAACCAAUAGAAGAUACUUUAAAUAAACAGAUAUCAGGUUUAUCAGUUACUAUUGAUGGUUUUGGCAAUGAUUGGUUUUUACACUGGUCUGGUAAUUGUUUACAUAAUGAAAAUUUCAAAGAAUUUUCGAAAAACAAAAAUUUUCUAUCACAAACACAUACUGAUUUAUGUGAAAUAAAGUUUAACUCAACAUUAACUACAAAUUUAUUAGCUUUGAGUCAACAUGUUGGACCACCUGGUAUAAUUUUAUAUUCAUCGGAAGAAUAUAAAAUAUUAGAACUUAAUAAUUCUGUUGAUAUAGAAAAAGAAAUUGAUAAAUAUUUAGAGUCAUAUCAUGAUAUGGAUUCAAUAGACAUUGGUACUUCAAAAAUGUAUAAAAACUAUGACAAAGGAGUAAUAUUUAAGCAUAACAGAGAUGAGGAUAUACUUGAAGAAUCAACUAAUUAUCAUCAAAAACUUCCUGAAAUGACAUAUGAAAAUCAAGAACACUUUGAAGGAGAUAACAGAUUUGAUACUAAUUUUCAACUAAAUAACUUAGAAAAUGUAGAUACUGAGAAUUCUUUACAUCGUAAAAAUAAAUGGAUUACAAAUAAAAGCUUAGGAAAUAUAAAAGAAUAUGAUACAUUAUAUGAUAACAACAACAGUAAUGAUAAAGGAGAUGAUCAAAUUAUUGAUUAUUCACAAAUGGAUGAGUUAAGAGAGCAAUCUAGACAAGUGACUAAUAAUGAUACAACAAAUAGAGAUUCCGUAAUAAAUAAUAACAAUUUUUAUUAUUUGUUUUCUCCGACAGUUAGAAAGAAAAGAGUUAAACAAUCAAAUUACAUAUUAAAUAAAUCAAUGAAUUAUAAUAAACAAAGACAACGACCAAGUGGUAUACUAUUACCUUCUUUUGUAGAUUCAAAGAAAGGAAAUUCUAUAGAUUUGGUUUUCUCAACUUUUGGCUCACCAUUGUCAGAAACAUCUAUUACAUUGCUACAAGAAGAUUUAGAUUGUAUAUAUAAAAAAAAAAUAUUAUCUAAGAAUAGUAUGCAUCAUAGACAAAAUGCAGAUAUUAUUACAGAAUGUUUGAAUGAACGUAAUGAUAAUUAUAAUUUAUUUGAAAAAACAAUAAAACAAGACAAUAUUAAUAUUGCUCUUGGACAAAUGACAGUAUAUAGAAUGAAGUUAGAAUGUGUUUGUCCUGAAGAUAUGUUACCUAAUCAAGUAUGCAAAACCAUUGCAUCUAAGCAAAGUUGGCCAGAAUAUUUAGGAUCGUACGACAGUGGAUAUUUUAAACCAUUACAUAGAAAUAUUUAAAAUUUAUGAAAAAAUCAUUUUUUAUGUAACAUAAAAAUGAAUUAAAUUUUCUGAGAUAUUAUGGAACUUAAGUACAAGUAUUAAUGUGAAAAAUUUUAAUAUUUAUAUGAAGCGUUAAUCAGAAUAAUUAUUGUUUACAAGAAAUAUUGAAUCACAUGUUAUAGAACAUUUAAAGAAUUCACAUGUUAUAGAACAUUUAAUAGUAGAUGUGAUAAUAAGAUCUGAUGGUAGAUUUGCAUCUGAUUAUACUUAGUCGAACAUCAUGUGCCAUUAAAAUAUAAAGA